Solanum pennellii is the source of this 852-nucleotide messenger RNA. RefSeq lists its product as uncharacterized. The transcript has a single exon. Bases 264 to 662 code for a protein of 132 amino acids. The record is from RefSeq and is a predicted model, not a curated record. NCBI's taxonomy places the organism in Eukaryota, Viridiplantae, Streptophyta, Magnoliopsida, Solanales, Solanaceae.
UCAAAUUUCCAUCUUUCUCCUCCCAACACUCACACAUUAUUUGUCUAUUUUUUAUCUGCUAUUCGAUAUUUAAUUUCAAUUGAUUUUUCUAUUUUAAAAUAUUUUUAUAUUUAAUUUUUUUUAUUUAAUAUUUAAUAUUUAUUCUGAAUUUCAAUUGAUUCCUCUAUUUAAAAAUAUUUUAAUUCUUGAUUUUUUUAUUUGAUAUUUGAUAUUUGAUAUUCAUACUAAAUAAUCACGAGACUUCUGAUUAAGAGCUUAGUAUCAUGAAUAGUUAUAUUCCCAUUACUGAUUCCAAACAAGAAAACGAAAUUUCUAAUUAUUACUACGAUUCAUCAUCUUCUCCAACUGGAUGUGGAUGUGGAUUGUGUAGUUGUUUAUCAUGUUUCAAUUGGGGCAAAGGCCAUGAAGUUCAAAGCAGAUCUCUGCUACAAGAUCAUGAAACAGAGCAAAGAGAAUCAUGGCUGGUGAUAUUGAAGAAUUUAUUAAGAAAAAUGAAUCGGAAUUCGAAGAAAUCGAGACCUCAAUUUCAGUAUGAUGCUCAGAGUUAUGCUCUAAAUUUUGAUGAUGGAGCUCGUGAGGAAGAAGAUGGGCUUUAUUGUAAUUUCUCAUCUAGGUUUGCUGUCCCUGUUAUUGCUCAAAAACAGAGCAAAAUUGGUUUGUGACACUUUUUAUUUUAAAAUUAUUGAAAAUGUUAUUAAUAGAAUUAGACUACAAUUUUUUUUUCGUAUUUGAUAUUGAUAUUAAAGUUUGAUUAAAUUUAAAUUCGUGUCAUUAAUCACAAAAUAGGUAAAAUACUAUGUAUUAUAAAUAAAUGAAUAUUUACCAUUUUAUCGUAACUUUUUACUGUCCUAA